AUGUCUGACGAUUUAGUGUACAAUGCUAGGCUGGGAGAGGCUCUUCUGAGAAACGAUGGGGUUGUUGUCGAAGAGACUGUUUCUGAUCAAAUAUCUGAUCAGAUCUCUGAGAUCGACUCUAAAAAGCCCAGCGAAUUCUCUGGCUCCCCUGUUGUUCUGGAUGAAGACCCAUAUUUGGCGUGGAAUUCUGACUCGAAAACGCCGAUAAGUGCCGAACAAAUAUGGGAGAUCUUUGAGAAAUUAAAGGACAUGUUUGGAUUUCAGCGAGAUUCCGUGCUGAACAUGUACGACCAUCUAAUGGUACAGCUUGAUUCGCGAGCUAGUAGAAUGACUUCUGCGAGAAGUUUGCUUUCGUUGCAUGCGGACUACAUUGGCGGCGAACACUCUAACUACAGGAAAUGGUACUUCGCUUCUCAUCUCAAUCAACCAGGUGAGAUCUAUACGGGGAAACAGCCUAAAGACACUAGCAAUGGAGCGGUGAAGGAUUCCAUCUACGACGAGUUCGAUACUCUCACCUUGAAACCACUCGAAAUGGCAGAGUACAAAUGGAAGUGGAAAAUGGGCCAAUAUUCUCCUGAAGAUAUGAUACAUCAUUUGGCACUCUAUCUGCUAAUAUGGGGCGAGUCUAACCAGGUAAGGUUCACGCCAGAAUGCUUGUGCUUCCUAUUUAAGUGUGCCUGGGAUCAUAUGGACUACAUCAGGUUUAAGGAAACCCAGGGUGUCGAAACAAAUUAUCCAGAAUAUGAUUUUCUGAACAGAUAUGUGACUCCAUUGUACAAUUUCAUCAGGGACCAACAACUAAAGUUCAAACAGGGACGAUGGGUGAGAAGAGAGAAAGAUCACGACCGAACGAUCGGCUACGAUGAUGUCAACCAGCUUUUUUGGCAUUCUAAGGGUAUCUCUAGAUUGGUCCUUGAUGACGGUUCGAAGCUUUUGUCAUAUGACCCUCAUCUGAGGUAUUCCAAACUUGCGUUUGUGCGGUGGGAUAAGGCGUUCUACAAGACAUAUAAAGAGCGGAGGUCAUCAUGGCAUUUAGCAACCAACUUCAGCAGGAUAUGGAUCAUCCACAUCUCAGUGUUUUGGUAUUACUACUGCUUCAAUUCUCCAACAUUUUACACUAAGGACUACUCACUGAGAUCGAAUAGUCAGCCAACGCCUCAAGCUCAGCUCUCGGCUUGUUCGUUAGCAGGCGCUCUUGCGUGCAUCAUUCAGCUCACCGCUACUGUGUCUGAAUGGGCGUUUGUUCCGCGACAAUGGCCAGAUGCAAAUCACGUUUUUUUGCGGAUCAUCGCUAUCCUCUUUAUUUUGGCAUUGAAUGUUGGUCCUUCAGUUUACAUUUUCGGUUUCAACAAGUUGGAUGCGCAAACCCAGGUUGGCUUUACAAUAUCUGUGGCUCAGUUUGUGUUCUCGAUUAUUACAACACUCUACUUUUCCUUCCAAACUCCCCAAAACUUGUUCAGCCCGUUUAGGAGAAGAGGGAGCUUGCAAAAUGCUACCCAUGAUGCCUUCAGUGCAUCAUUUCCCAAAUUGACUAACAAAUCACGAAUUCUCUCCUGCGGCCUGUGGUUGACUGUAUUUGGUGCCAAGUUCCUGGAGUCUUACAUUUUCUUAACCCUCUCUUUAAGGGAUUCAAUCAUAAGUCUCUCGUUGAUGGAUAUGAACCGCUGUACAGGUGAGGCUUUCUGGGGAAACAUCUUCUGCCGUCAACAGGCAAGGGUUGUUUUGGUUCUGAUGUACGGAACAGACUUCAUACUGUUUUUCCUCGAUACCUAUCUAUGGUAUAUCAUUUGCAACUGUGCUCUGUCUGUUGCUCUGGCGUUUUCUUCUGGAAUUUCAGUUAUGUCACCAUGGAAGAAUGUCAUCUCGAGGUUGCCACAACGAAUAUACUCCAAGCUGCUGAGAACUCAUGAUAAAGACUACCGCCCAAACUUGCUCAUUUUCCAAAUAUGGAAUGCGAUUAUGCAUUCAAUGCAUCGUGACCACCUGAUAUCACGCGAGCAUCUAGCGAGGUUAUUGUUCACUCAAACUACUAACGAACAAGGCGAGAUUGAGGUCAAGGUUCCAUCCUUUUUCGUUAGUCAGGGUGACACAUCGAAGACAUUCAAUUACUUUUUUGCCAACUCUGAAGGAGAAAGGCGUAUUUCAUUCUUUGCACAAUCCUUAUCCACACCGAUACCUGAGCCUGGUCCCAUCAAUGAGAUGCCUACUUUCACCGUUCUCAUACCUCACUAUGAAGAGAAAGUCAUCCUUUCUUUGAAAGAGAUUAUCAGAGAGGAUGAAAACUCAAGGAUCUCACUGCUGGAGUAUUUGAAAGAGUUGUACAAAUCAGACUGGGAUUGCUUUGUUGAAGAUAGCAAGUUCGUUGCUACUGCGGCUCCAGUUGACAAGGAUCUAGAUGAAGCUUGCAACAAUGAUGAUUUGCCUUUUUAUUGUGUUGGGUAUAAGUCUUCAUCUUCUGAGUUUACACUCAGGACCAGAAUCUGGGCAUCUUUACGGACUCAGACGCUUUACCGAACUAUCUCGGGUUUCAUGAACUAUUAUAUCGCUAUCAAGCUCCUAUGCGGCGUGGAGAAUUCUGAGAUCUACCGCAAUACCGAUGAUAGCAAGCUGAAACCAUACCUAGAGGCAUUUGUCAAAAGAAAAUUCAGGCUCGUUGUUUCCAUGCAAAAAUAUCAGAAAAUGACCAAGCUGGAGAAAGACGAUAUAAGGCACCUGGCCCAAGCAUUUCCUCACCUAAACAUUGUGAGUUUGGAGCAGGAGAAGAAAGGAGAUGGGGAGGAAAUAACAUACUUCUCCACUCUAUAUGGUUGCUCUGAAACAGAUGCAGAUGGUAUGCCCAAAAUGAUUUACAAGGUGCAACUAUCUGGAAAUCCCAUUUUGGGGGAUGGAAAAGCUGACAACCAAAAUAUGUCUUUGAUCUACUACAGGGGAGAAUACAUACAAGUGAUUGAUGCAAAUCAAGACAACUAUCUUGAGGAAUGCUUGAAGGUGAGGUCUGUUUUGUCAGAAUUUGAAGGGAAAGCAAAGUCAUUUGUUCAUCCGUAUGCACUUGGCUGUUUCUGGGAAAGCGAACCUCCGGUUGCAAUUGUUGGUGCCAGGGAGUAUAUCUUUUCAGAGAAUACGGGUAUAUUGGGAGAUGUAGCUGCCGGGAAAGAGCAGACCUUUGGCACUUUGUUUGCGAGAACUUUGGCACAGAUUGGUGGAAAAUUGCACUAUGGUCAUCCUGAUUUUUUGAAUGCAAUCUUCAUGACCACGAGGGGAGGGAUUUCUAAGUCGCAGCGAGGCCUGCAUCUCAAUGAAGACAUCUACGCCGGUAUGAUGGCACUUCUUAGGGGUGGACGCAUAACUCACUGCGAUUACUACCAAUGCGGCAAAGGGAGAGACCUUGGCUUUGGCUCAAUUUUGAAUUUCACUUCGAAGAUUGGCGGAGGUAUGGGAGAACAGAUGCUGUCACGAGAAUACUACUAUCUGGGAACAAGACUUCCUUUGGACAGAUUCUUGUCCUUCUACUAUGCACAUCCUGGCUUUCAUUUGAACAACAGAUUCAUCAUGCUCUCGCUACAGCUGUUCAUGCUUGUGUUGAUGAACCUGGGAGCAUUGGCUCAUGAAUCCAUAGUGUGUCGAUGGGAUAAGAAUAUGGCAAUUACAGCAGAGCCUCAACCUCUAGGAUGUUAUAAUCUUGUUCCUCUAUACCACUGGAUUUCAAGGUUUGUGAUUUCCAUUUUCAUCUGCUUUUUCAUCUCUUUCUGCCCUCUUGUCGUUCACGAGUUAACAGAACGUGGUGCCAAAAAGGCCAUCACACGUCUGAUGUCCCACUUUAUGUCGCUUUCCCCCCUGUUCGAGGUUUUCGUUUGCCAGAUAUACUCCAACUCACUGCAGAGCGUCCUCGUCUUUGGAGGGGCUCGCUAUAUGGCUACGGGGAGAGGAUUUGCAAUUUCAAGAAUCCCCUUCUGUUCACUAUACUCCAACUACGCACCCUCAUCAAUCUUCACAGGUAUACGCCUCUGUCUGGUACUUCUGUUUGCCACGGUGUGUCUCUGGCAGUAUUCGAUAAUGUGGUUCUGGAUCACCGUUGUCUCCUUGUGUUUUUCUCCCUUCUUCUUCAACCCACAUCAGUUCGUCUGGAACGAGUUCUUUUUGGACUAUCGGGAGUUUCUGCGAUGGCUGACUAGAGGUAAUUCCCAAUGGCAUGCCAGUUCAUGGAUUCAGCAUACAAGGCUAUCGAGAUCCAGGUACACAGGUUUCAAGAGAGGGAAACUACGAGGUGAUGACGGCCAAAUUCAACCAUCUCAAGACCGACGCAGAGCUCCUUUUGCAAACAUUUUAGUCGCUGAAGUUCUCGCACCUCUGGGCCAGUCGAUCUUCAUGUUCACUGCUUACACCUUCAUCAAUGCACAGAAUGGAGUGAAAGAACCAGAGGUUGUCAAUUCCGUUGUGCGUAUGGCAAUACUCGUGAUCGUACCUAUUCUGAUCAACAUCCUAGUCUUGUUAUUGAUCUUCCUAGUGUCAUGUCUUUUAGGGCCGUUGCUGUCGUAUUGUUGCAAUCGGACCGGCACUGUCUCAUCCUUUGUUGCCCACGGCAUUGCUGUUCUGGUUCAUGCGAUUUCCUUUGAGCUUACGUGGGUACUUGAAGGGUGGGACUUCAGCCGAGCUUUGUGUGCAUUUAUCUGCUGCGUUUGCAUCCAGCAGUUAUUGUUUCGCUCUGUCGUUGUGCUUCUAUUAACGAGAGAGCUCAAACAGGACUCAGUCAAUAGGGCAUGGUGGUCUGGGAACUGGGCGAAGGCUGGGAUUGGAAUUUUCGUGAUUAGCCAACCUUUUCGCGAACUGCUUGUUAAGACCAUAGAAAUGAGCCUCUUUGCGGCAGACUUUACGCUGGGCCACGCGCUGCUGUUUUGUCUCAGUCCGAUACUAUUUGUGCCGUGGAUAGACUCAUUGCACACGCGAUUGCUCUUUUGGAUGAAGAACACGGGCCCGUUGCGUGGUCGGAUUUACAGUCCAAAAAAAACUAGGUUGCGGCGCAAAAGAGUGCGGCUUCACGCGAUGUUGUUCUUUACUAUACUCGCGGUAUUUAUUGCGUUGGUGCUGGUGCCGGUGAUAGUUGGUCACACCAAAUUCGUAGACUAUGAUCUGCCAGAUCGGGGGUUGGGUUUGAUUCAGCCGCACCGGCAGAAUAAUAACGAUACUGGGUCGCAGUUUGUGGUGAAAGACUAG
Kuraishia capsulata CBS 1993 is the source of this 5211-nucleotide messenger RNA. RefSeq lists its product as uncharacterized. Gene Ontology annotation, molecular function: 1,3-beta-D-glucan synthase activity. Gene Ontology annotation, biological process: (1->3)-beta-D-glucan biosynthetic process; fungal-type cell wall polysaccharide biosynthetic process. Lineage: Eukaryota; Fungi; Ascomycota; Pichiomycetes; Pichiales; Pichiaceae. The transcript has a single exon. Gene Ontology annotation, cellular component: 1,3-beta-D-glucan synthase complex; plasma membrane. The record is from RefSeq and is a predicted model, not a curated record. Bases 1 to 5211 code for a protein of 1736 amino acids.